UAAUAACGAAGCUGCAAUGUUUUAUAAUUAUGUUAAAGACCUACCGUUUCCUGAUGGACCUGGAAAUACCGAAAUUCAAUUCUCGGCAUCGAAAGAUGAUGACGAUGAAUAUGUUACAUAUGAAUUAUCAAAUAACGAAGCUCUAAACAUUGGUUCACAAAAUAAUCAGGAAGCUACGCAAGAUAUAAAUGAUUCUGAUGAAUUCGAUCUUUAUGAACCAUCGAACAUUUCGAGUAAGAAAAAUAAAAGAAGCAAUGAAAAAACUUUAAAUGAAGCCGUUGAAGUGCCGAACAAUCCUAAGAGAAAUAAAAUAAGCGAAAAUAAAAUUUCAAAUGAACCUGAGUAUGCAUUAUAUGAGAAGCGAUCAACUCCAAAUAAGAUUUUCACGGGCAAAACAGAUUAUAAAUAUUUCUGGUCAAUUUCGACCCUUCUUGCAUUUCGGCAAGUGAUCACAAGCACGAUUACCACGGGACCUUUUGGUAUAAAUAUCUUUCUUGAAAAAGAGAUCGAUGUUGAAAAUACCUCAAUUAUGAUUAAGAAUGGGGUUGCCAGCUUAAGCAUUCCAAAAAAGAAACCCAAGCAACCCGUUAUUAUUUUAAUUGAUUGA
Molecule: messenger RNA, 607 nt
Organism: Dentiscutata erythropus
Lineage: Eukaryota; Fungi; Glomeromycota; Glomeromycetes; Diversisporales; Gigasporaceae
Source: the annotation of a GenBank genome assembly